Molecule: messenger RNA, 1388 nt
Organism: Solenopsis invicta (red fire ant)
Lineage: Eukaryota; Metazoa; Arthropoda; Insecta; Hymenoptera; Formicidae
Exons: 3
Coding region: 171-662 (163 amino acids)
Source: RefSeq, a predicted model, not a curated record
CGUAUGUGCGUGUGUGCGUGUUCGUUUGAGGGCGCGAAGGUUACCGACCAAAGUCUAGCGUCGAGACGUCGAAACUCAAGACUGCUCAAGACGACGACACUGAGUUCCGGAAGAGGAUUGUCCGUCGACUCGCACGAAAGAACGGGCGUUCACAAGCGACAAGGGGAAGCAUGUCUGCGACGGAGAACGGCGGUGGUGAUGCCGCCGGUAGCAGCGGCGGCUACUGCUCGGCGGUCGUGAAGAAGCUCGGCUUGCAACCGGUCACGCGGUGUAGCCUCGCCAAAUUCUACGCGCCGGCACUCGGCGCUGCAUCCUACACCGCGAUGUCCGUCAACGUCAUGAACCCGAGCCUCGUCGUCAAAGUGUUCCCGAAGAGGGACAUUACGAAUUUCCUGCUGGCUGGCACUCUGGUUGGUACCGGAUCAUACAUCUAUACACGUGAACACAUGAAGACCGCGCCGCAGUCUGUGAGAAUUUUAUACAGUGCUACCGGUGCGGUAUUGUUGAGCCUGGGGUCAGUCUUAAUGUGGGCGGUGAUACGUUCCGUAGUGCCGCCAAGCCCAGUCUGCUGUACAUUAGCUGGCAUCGGCACCGGAGUCGCGCUUCUAAAAGUCGGUUCGAGUUACCUCGAAUUCGUGGACGGGCAAAUAGCGAAAAAGUAGGCUGCUCCUGUAUGCUUUCUCAGCCCUUUUCUUUUCUAUUUUGUAUAUUUAUCUCGAGUUAUUAUGGAAUGAAAUUGUACUACGUCGGAACAAGCAGCACGGCAACUUCUGUCAUUUUGAUUCGUGGAUCUCGAAUCGACGUGUCUCAUGGAAUUUUUCACGCGACGCGAGAGAUUUAUGCAGAGUCAUUCAUUAUUUGAUCCAUCGGAUUCCUGAAAUUUUUCUCGAGUGCUGAUUGUAUGUAAGUAAUGUUUUUACUAUCGCGAAUUUGCUAUACGCGCAUUUCUUUUUAAAAACAACAAAAGACAAGAAAGAAAUACGAGCGGAUACUUCGUAUCCGAUUCCUGAAAGUAUGAAUCGCACAAAAAUGUGAUAUUGGCGAUUCUAGCAUUGAAAUUUUUACGUGUUAACGGACGUGUGUAAUAAACGGUCGUACGCUUUUCUCUUCGCUCGUUAUUCACGCGUCGCCGACACGAUAAAAAGAGCAUGGCAUUUGAUAAAUUAUUUGUCGCGUAAGAUACAUUGGUAAUGCACGCACUUUGAAAUCUUAUAACUGAGAGUAUUCUCGUAUUUCCGGCGCGUUUAGGAAGCUGGAAAGUACGAGCGUCGUACGUACAUCGACGAACGUGUUUUAUAAGCUGCAUAAGAAUGCAUCUCGUCAUAUGUAGAUAACAGUCACCAGCAAAUAUACGAAUAUACGAAUUGUGACACGAUAGAAAAAAAUAA